Molecule: messenger RNA, 4296 nt
Organism: Closterium sp. Naga37s-1
Lineage: Eukaryota; Viridiplantae; Streptophyta; Zygnematophyceae; Desmidiales; Closteriaceae
Source: the annotation of a GenBank genome assembly
GAGCAAUACCUUUUCCUCGCCGUGCUCGCCUUCUUCUUCCUCGUCUCCCUGCUGCAGCUGCGAGUGACAUGGGUGGAGAAGCUCAGCGCCCUGGACCUGCCACCCGAGGGCUUUGCUGCCCUUGCAAAGACAGGACAGCCAAUCGGGACGAAGCUGAGUCAGCGUGCCAUGCUGGCAUACACCGCAGCUGACAUCGCUGCUCUCCACCGUGCAAUGCAGGAGGAUACAGAGCAGGUGAGGCAGCAGCUGGCUGCAGGCAUGGAGGAAGUGGCGCGGGAGGUGGGACAGCUGCGCCAGGCGAGCAGCAAGGCGGAACAUUCCACUCACCGUACAAGGCCUCUGUGCUCCCUCUUUGCUUCCCCCCCAGGUGCUAUGCAAGAAGACGCAGAGCAGGUGCGGCAGCAGCUGGCUGCAGGCAUGGAGGGGGUGGCACGGGAGGUGGGGCAGCUGCGCCAGGCGAGCAGCAAGGCGGCGGGGGACGCGGGGCAGGUGCUGAGGGAGGGGCAGGAGGGGCUGCAGCAGGUGCAGGCGGAGAUCAAAGAGCUUAAAGCCCGCGUGCGGCGGCAAGGGGAGGAGCUUUCUCAGCAGAUGACGGCCCUGGCUCGGCUGCAGGUGAGACGCAUGGGGAUGGAGGGAAAGCAGGCAAGCAGCAAGUUGUGGGGAAGGGGGGAUGCAGCGCAGGUGCUGAGGGAGGGACAGGAGGGGCUGCAGCAGCUGCAGGCGGAGAUCAAAGAGCUUAAAGCCCGCGUGCGCCAGCAAGGGGAGGAGCUUUCUCUGCAGAUGGGGGUCAAUCGGCUGCAGAUCACAGACGACCGCCCGCAGUACUGGCGGCAGCGCGUGUUUGAGAAAUAUGGCCCCUACGGCUUCGUCAAGUUCAGUGCAUACCGAGUGAGUGCACGGCGAAUAGCCAUAAUAGGCAUGGUGCCGGUUGCCAUGGAGGGCAAGACGCGCCUCACUGACUGCACGUGGCAUGGCUCCGAUGGGUCGCGUGUCAGUGGAGAUCUCACGAUCAGCCUCGUGGGCAAGCACCACAACUACAUCUAUGACGUGGCAGUGCUGCUGUGUAAAUUCGACAGUGCCACCGGGGCAGGAGGCCACCUGGAGGCGAGGAUAGAGCAGGAGAUACUGUACCCGUACAGAGAGGAGGAGAGUGAGCCACUGGAAGCGCCAUCCCCUCUCCCGCUGAACGUUGCAGCAUGCGUCUCCCCCAUUCACGGCACCAUCGACGCCAGGAGGCUCUUAGAGUGGCUGCACUUCCACCGCGUCCUCCUCCCUGUGGACCGCUUCCUGCUCUACGAUGCGGGGGGCAUCGCGGGCAAUGGGGAAGCAGGCCCGGGGCACAAGGAGGUGCAGCGGGUGCUGGCGCCAAGGGUCAAGAGGGGCAUGGUGGACGUGACGUGGGGGUUCCGAGAGGUGCUGCAGUGGGACGUGUGGAACUAUGGCGAGCAUCUUGCCAUCCAGGACUGCAUAUACCGGACACGCAACGCCGCCCGCUGGCUGCUCGUGUCUGACAUCGACGAGUACCUCCAAAUCCCGCCGCCCCUCUCGCUGCCAGCGCUGCUACAGGAGCACGAGUCGCUCCCAUGGCUGACCUUUGGCGCUACAGCCUUCAACGGCUCGUUCUGCUCGCCGCUACAGCUGCCACCGCAGGCAGCAGGGCGAGGGGAGGGGGAGGGGGAGGGUGGGGGAGGGGGCGAGGGGAAUGGGGGCGGGGAGGAGGGGGAGGAGGAGAGGAAGCGGGCUGCUGCGAUGGCUGCUAAUGAGGCCAAAGCUGCUUUUGCUGUGGAAAGGAUGCGGUUCAGGUGGGUGAAAUGUGGUGCUGGUGAGUGGCCCCACCCGGUGUGCUCUGCUACAGAUGUCUACAGCGCCAGCCAAUGCCUGGACGAGGAAGGCUCACGGCGCUACAUCCUCGACCCGCGCCGGGCUAUCACUGCCACAGCCAAUAGCGUCGCGUCGUCCCGCCCGGGGAUCAACCUACCCGUGGAGACCGCCAGGCUGGCACGCUUCCCUGGUAUCAGCCAAUCAGGGUUCGCCACAUGUACACUGGGCGAGCCGAGCGACAGUUGGUGGGAGAAGGAGGAGGGGGUGGCUGCACUGGCAGAGGCGGCGAGGAGGUGUCCGGCUUUAAAGCCAUGGACGAAAGGGGCAUCUGCUGAGGUUCCAGAUUGGGUUCAGAAGAUCGAUGCUGUCGGGAAAUACGUCAUGCCAGGAGGCAUCGACCCGCACACCCAUCUGGCCAUGCCCUUCAUGGGGACAGAAUCAUGCGACGAUUUCUAUUCGGGCCAGGCAGCAGCACUGGCAGGAGGCACCACCUUCCACAUUGACUAUGUGCUGGGAGCCACGCCCGCUUCAGGGGGCGAUCUGCUGCGGAUCCUGGAGGAGUAUGAGGGGAAGGCGAAGGGCAAUGCCGUGAUGGACUAUGGGUUUCACAUGGGUGUCACACGGUGGAGUGAGGAGGUGGCAAGGGACAUGGAGGAGGUCGUGAAGCGAGGCAUCAACUCGUUCAAGUUCUUCAUGGCGUACAAGGGCGCUCUGCAGGUGGACGACCAGCAGCUACUCGAUGGCUUCACUCGCUGCAAGCACCUCGGCGCCAUCCCCCAGGUGCAUGCAGAGAACGGCGAUGCAGUGGUGUGGGGGCAGCAGCACAUAUUCGACCUUGGGAUCACCGGCCCCGAAGGCCACCCCUUGUCCCGCCCUCCUGAGGUGGAGGAGGAGGCGACAGGCAGGGCCAUUCGGCUGGCGAAUGUGGUGGGCGUGCCGCUGUACGUGGUGCAUGUCAUGAGCGCUGGGGCUGCCAGGGAGGUGGCCGAGGCCAGGCGAAGAGGGCAGCGCGUGGUGGGGGAGCCAGUGGUGUCGGGCAUUGCUCUCAACGAUUCCCACCUCUGGUCGCCUGAUUUCAAGCACGCCGCUCAGUUUGUGAUGAGUCCACCCAUCCGCUCAGCAGAGCACGUGGCAGCAGUCAAAGCAGCACUCGCCACUGGCACGCUGCAGCUGGUGGCGACGGACCACUGCCCCUUCAACUCGACUCAGAAAGCCAAGGGGCGCCAUGACUUCCGCCUCAUUCCCAACGGGGUCAAUGGCAUAGAGGAGCGCAUGCACAUAACUUGGGAUGUGAUGGUGAAUUCGGGUCUCAUGUCACCUAGUGAUUAUGUCCGCAUCACAAGCACGGAGUGCGCAAGGAUAUUCAACCUGUACCCGCAGAAGGGCGUGGUGGCGGAGGGAUCAGAUGCUGAUGUGAUCGUGUUGAAUCCGCGAGGCAGCACCACCAUCAGUGCUACCUCUCACCACUCCCGCAUUGACACCAAUGUCUAUGAGGGUUGGCGCAUGCAGGGCAAUAUUGAGGUGACGGUGAGCCAGGGCAGGGUGGUGUGGCGACACGGGCGGCUGAACGUCACACGUGGGGCGGGGCGGUUUGUCCCCAUGCGGCCAUUCGGCCCGCUGUUCCACGGCAUGCAGGCGAGGGAUGCCGCCCGCCGGCAUUCAUACCACGCCCCUGCGAGGGAGGGAGCAGGGAAUGUCGGUGUGUCUGUCCUCAUAUUGCCUGACAUUCCAUUCCCUGCUCUGCUCUGCUGUGUCUUCAAGUUGGCCCACUGCCCCAAGCCGGCUUCGCCCCACCCCCACACUACCCCAGGCAGGCCUCGCCCUGGCACCUGCACCCCUGUGCGUCUCCCCCACUCGCCCCACCACACCCGCAGCAGGACCACUGCCUCUGAGGCUCGUAGGCCACUUUUCCACCAUCGCUGCCAUCUGCUGCUCCCUGCUCUUCCUUCUUCCCUCCCCACUGUCCCUCACCUCUUUGCCCCAGGCCCACUGCCCCAAGCUGGCUUCGACCCACCCCCACUACCCCACGCAGGCCGUGCCCUGGCACCUGCACCCCUGUGCGUCUCCCCCACUCGCCCCACCACACCCGCAGCAGGACCACUGCCUCUGAGGCUCGUAGGCCACUUCUCCACCAUCGCUGCCAUCUGCUGCUCCCUGCUCCUCCCCCUCCUCUCGCCACCCCCACUGCCUGUACCACUAGCACUGCCAGCAACAGCAGCAGGCAGGGCGAAGCCACCGCUGCCGCAGCUGCCGCUGGUUCGGAGCAGCAGAGAGCUCUGGGUGCUGUCUGAUGGGCUGCCUGUGCCGCCCAUGCCGCCCGUGCCGCCCGAUCCGCGCAUGGAGUGGGUGUACGCCCUUGGACUGCCGCCCAUGGCCAUGGCAAUGGCGGGCGAGGCGGGCGGCGCUGCUGCUGCCAUGGCCGAUGCCAUGUACCGCGACUCCACGUGGCGUGAUCCCAUUGGUGGAGAGCGAUGA